AUGGAAAACCGCUACAAGCAACAGCGGCCAAAGUCGGCCUUUCUCCCCGACCCGGCCGAUGUCGACACUUCUGGUUGGAUUAGGGCGACCUCUGGAUACGCUGGACUGAUUGCUCUGUCGAGAACCAACUCGGAAUCUACUCACGUGUCGGGGAGACGCACACCCGCUAGAAUGCUGCAGCACGUCUCGUCCCGCCCUGCCCUCCAACGCAGGCCGCACACUUCAGGGGAGCACAUCCGCAGCGACAACGCGUCGCCAGAGAUUGAGAUAUGCCCCUCGGUGGCCAUGCUCGACUUUGCCACCUAUGCCGAGUCCAUACGGGGCUCACGCCAGCCGCCGAGGCAGUCGGCUUUGGGCACGGUGGACGCCAACGGCGUCUCGAGGCCUCCCGUCUGCGACUGGGGGGACUGGAUGAACGAGAACAGCGGCAGGACGCACCAGCGCCACAGCUCGCCGGCCCAGCACGGAAAGGCCACGCCCGGGAGCGGCUCCAAGCUCAAGAAGUUUUGGCGCAGGCUGUCGUCCAGCGGCCGAAGCCCAGCUCCCGAGGCUGGCAGCCCCGUCCAGUCCAACAAGCGCAGGGCCACCUCGGCGCACUACCGCGGCACCCCUCACCCGCGCGACCGCAGCAACCAGCGGCAGCCCGCAAACACGGCGCAGCUGCCCAUACGUCCAAGCGACCCGUUUCCAGAAGUCAAGGACCCGACUUUUUACCCGAGCGAGCGCCAGCCGCGGCGUCUGGUCAAGAAGUGCCGCCCUGCAUCCUCGCCGGCACCGGCACCGAGAACGCUCCACAAGCCCCCGCUGCAGGAAGCAGCCGUGGUCACCCGCUGCUACGCAGGACCGUCGGGCGUGCCAUCGUUGCCAUUGGCUCUUCCCUCACACCUGCCGCCACCAUCCAUGGCCGAGCUGCCAGGUUCACACCGGAUGCCAGGGUCGGGGCAUGUUCUGGGAGCAAAGACCUCGACGCCAGCAAGACCGGAGCCGGGGACAAGGAUGGAGCUGCCGGACGACUUUUACCCGCUCGACAAGAUCGGGCGGGAGCUGGCGACGGCGCGGUACAAGCUCAACAUGUGCUGCGACUGCGGAUCGUCUCCGCCUCGCCAGGGCCAGCCGACGUGCGACUGGUGCGGCGAGACGCGGAGGAGGAUGCUGGUGGCGGCGCCGUCGCACACGUCGUCCAUGUCGGUGUUUCGGCCGUCGUCUGUCUAUGGGACCAUGUCGCCGUACGACCACGACGACGACGACAUCACCACCAUACACACGCAGACGGCGUCCGAGGUGGUCGAUGAGAGGAGGGCCAGUCGCGCGCCUGCGCAGCUCAAGCCGCUGGAGCCGGUCAAGACGGGCUAUGAGGAGAUGGGUUAUCCGCAGAAAUACCAGAGCCAGUUUCAGCAGUACAAGCAGCUGUACGAGGACAAGGGCCAAGACAAGCAACCGUACCAGAAACAGGCACCAAAGACACCACCGCCAAAACCACGCAGGCAACAAUACCCGACCCCACGAUACCCGAGCGAAGUGCCACCACAACCAAAGGAACAGUACCCGAACCAGGCGCAACACCAACCUAAUCAGCAGUAUCCGAGCGAGCUGCAAUCAAAGCCUCAGCAGCAGUAUGAGAGCCAACCACCACCUCCAGCACCACUAGCACCGCCGGCAUCACUAGUACCAGCGGCAUCACUUGGACCCCCGGCAUCACUAUUACCACCGGGACCACCGCCGCAACAACAACAACAACAACAUAGACAACAAUACCCGACCCAACUACAAUCACAACCUAAUCAGCAGUUUCAGAGCCAGCUACAACCUCAGCCCACGCAGCAGUACGAGAGCCAGCCACCACCAGCAGUACCAGCAGCUCCACCACCACAACAACAGAGACAGCAGUACUCUGGCCAAGCGCAUUCUCAAAUGAGGCAGCCGUAUCCCAGUCAAAUCCAACUGAAGCAGCAGUACCAGCAAACACAACUCCAAUACGCGCAAGAGUACCAGAACCGUCACGAACAGCAGCUGCAGCAGCAAAUGCAACAGCAACUGGAACAGCGAUUACAACAACAUCUCCAGUCGCAAAAUACAUAUAAUCAGGAGUACCAGGUCACAUAUUGCCCUCAGUGCAGAGGACCCAAGGAAUCGCCCAGGUUGCACCUGUGCGAUCACUGCUACGCUGCGAGUCUACACCAGUGGGCGGCGCAAAGGAGGUGGUGA
Molecule: messenger RNA, 2205 nt
Organism: Pyricularia oryzae 70-15
Lineage: Eukaryota; Fungi; Ascomycota; Sordariomycetes; Magnaporthales; Pyriculariaceae
Exons: 1
Coding region: 1-2205 (734 amino acids)
Source: RefSeq, a predicted model, not a curated record